AACUGUAAUACAAAUUAUAUUGCAUUUUUCGUGUAAAUAUCACAUAUCGUUAUCGAUUACUUUUUAUUAAUCGCGCUUUUUUUGACAUAACCCCCAAAUUUUAGUUUAAGGCGCGUCGAUUGGUAAAUAUUGAAUUUCCCUAAAGAAGAACGCCACAAACAAAUGGUCUAAAAUACUGGCAAAUUUUCGUCACGGCAAUGUUUGGUUUCUAACAUUUUUAUUUUAUACAAAUUUUCAAGGACGAUAAACUAUUGGUAUUCAGAGAAAAAAAGAGGUUACUUUUAAUUUAGAGCGUCCGCCGUUCGUAGUCGCUUACAUUACCUAAUAAAGUAAAUGCAGUUGUGAUGGAGCUCUUCGGGAACUUUCUCUUAAUCGCGACUGUUUAGUCAAAAUUGCAAGAUGAAUACCUCCAAAGGUGCCGCGGCAAAGGUGGAUCGUUCUAGACGUCAAUCGACCGGUAGCACUCCUAAAACUAUACUGUUUCGUAAAUACGCAGCACAAGGUACUACAUGCUUGGAGGCGGCGAUUAAUAACAUGGUCGCUAGAGUAAAACUUGAACGUCUCGAUUUUAGCGGUCUUUUGGCCAAUCAGAGACCACCAAAACGAAAAUGGAAUUAUCAAAUGGAGACGAAUGGAAAAAGAAUCCGUAUGAUAGAAGGUUCAAGAAAAUUUAAAAUGGGAAUGAAUUCAAUGCAACGGUUUAGAAGUAGACAUCAUUUCAACGGAGACAAACGACAAAUUUUGCUUUCCGGUUCGAGAGUAAGAAGACCGAAUCCGAAGUUUCACGAUUUCAUUACAUCAUCUCCUUCGCGAAUAAAUUCUGGUAAUCAAGAUAAACUAACGCAGGAAGCACCGGAUUCGCCGACAGUUAAAUCGAAAACGAAAGUCUUUAAGGCGGCUCCACUUAUUCCCGAGCAAGAUCCGUUAGAGCUGAUGAAUCUUAACUUUACAGAACCUACAGAUGACGAUGUUGUACGAUCAUUUCUGCCAGUCAUUGACCCGCCGAAAGUGAUUUAUGAUUUUGAAUCGGCAACCGAUACAGAUGAGGGUUUGACCGAUCACGUUUCAGCACAAGAAUCCCCACAAACACCCCCACUGAUACCCAAAGAAAGAAACACAAAGACAGUUACUAAAAACGUUAAACCGGUCCAACCUAAGAAGAUUGUUACAUCGAAAUCAAAUAAUUUCGACACAUCACUCAUGCCUCCAACUCAAUUAGCGGCUAACACUCCAAUAAUUCUUGCACCUCACACAGUGACCCCUGUUAUAAUCCCGCAACUGGUUAAUACAAAUUCGGUUCCGAUAAUAAUUGCAACUAAUUUCAUGUCGUCGCCUUCCAAAACUCCUCCUUCUAGAAAGGAGACUUCGGAAUCUGUACAAUCCAAAACUGGCAUUCACAAGAAGCAGCCGAAUCAACCGUCUGUGAAAACAUACUCUGACAAAAAGAGUGUCAAAAAGAACGCCUUCUUAGAAGAACUCAAGCAAGUCGCGCGGGUGUCAUUCAAAUUGGGAUUACCAGAAAAGAAGAACGCGAAGAAAACUGUUGCGGUAGAUUCUCAGAAGAAAAAAGAGACGGUUUCGAGAUACUAUCUUGUUGAAAGUGAGGGUGUGCCGAAUAGAACUAAAACGAAAGGAAGCAAUGUUGACUUUAAUAAAUUAGUGCGGACCUUAAAGUCGGUAAAGCUGCCAGCUGCGAAUUGGAAAAUUCGAAUUGUGGUUUCACGUUCACAGACGAUUACGGAAGUUACAUUCACAAACAAAGAGGUCAACGAAAGAUGUGUUAAGUUCUCCCGAUUCUUUACAGGAUACGUUAUAACGUUUGGUAAAUCUGUUGUUAAAUUAAUUGGAGCACCAAAUAAAAUAUUAUCGUAUAAUGACGUGACCGCAUUGCUAGAUAUUGUUCAUAAUUUAUCUUUAAGUGAUCCAGUUUUACAGUACGUUGCAGAUAAGGAUAAAUAAUAUAGUUUGGUUUCUUUGUCGUAGUUUUGUAUUUUAUAAAAUGUACAUAAGAUAUGUAAAUAAAUUUUAGUUAUACAACA
Molecule: messenger RNA, 2039 nt
Organism: Photinus pyralis (common eastern firefly)
Lineage: Eukaryota; Metazoa; Arthropoda; Insecta; Coleoptera; Lampyridae
Exons: 3
Coding region: 400-1959 (519 amino acids)
Source: RefSeq, a predicted model, not a curated record